This is a messenger RNA of Penicillium antarcticum, 579 nucleotides long. Its product is annotated as alpha/beta hydrolase. NCBI's taxonomy places the organism in Eukaryota, Fungi, Ascomycota, Eurotiomycetes, Eurotiales, Aspergillaceae. The transcript has 2 exons. Bases 1 to 579 code for a protein of 192 amino acids. Gene Ontology annotation, molecular function: hydrolase activity, acting on ester bonds. The record is from RefSeq and is a predicted model, not a curated record.
AUGGAAGGACCGUGGUCAUUCGAGCAGACAGACAGUCACGCUCGAAAUAUAGGAGCAUGGAUUGUUGCCAACGAGAAGGACGAGAAAUAUUUGAUCCAAAUUUCAUGGCCACUGGAGUGGCCAUUGGGUGAGCAAGCUGAAGUCACCGACUCAGUCAACGCAAUACAGCUUCUCGAUGGGAAUGCCAUGUUCCAUUCCGCAACAGACAUAGUGCGUCGGCGUAUGGUACAUGGCGCUCAAAAGAAUACCGUUAUAAUUGGCAUUUCCUACCCGUUGACCGACUCUGUAUUCAGUCCUCGUCGCGGCUAUGAUCUUACACCUCCAUGCAAAGAGUACAACCCUCCCAAGGGUCCAAAUAGAGAGCCAUAUCUACAGCUGCAUGGGGGUGUAGAUGCCUUUUUUCAAUUCAUCACGAAUAAAGUCCGCCAUCUUGUGUUCUGCUCGACAUUCCCUCGAGUUUCCGUCAGUGAGACAGCUUUGUUUGGACAUUCUUACGGAGCGCUGUUUGCUCUCCAUGCACUUUACGCAGCACCCUCCAGCUUUGAUGCAUUUCUUGCGGCCAGCCCGUCAAUAUGGUAG